CUAAACGAACAAAGCUAGUGCAAUCUGCAGCACCUCACUUCAGUCAGAUUAAUAUGUAUGUUCAUUUUACCGUCAGCGUUUAAUCGUUGAAAGUAAAAUUUUGGUAAUGAUAAUUUUUUGAUCUUUUCAUCAUAAAAUUGAAGUCGUAAUUGUUCGCAGAAGUCUACGUUACAGUUAAACCGAUGAUAUUGCAGAGGAGAGUGUUAAACUACUCGGAAGACAGAUUUUAACAUUUUAUGGCAUCAUUCAACGCGAAAAUGAACAGUAACGAAGAAAUGAAAACUUUGAAUUCGGGUAACCCAGCUUACAGCUAUGACGAGGUAUUCCCCGCAUUGCCUGGAGGCUUACCAGGAGGAAUCAAGGUGCAAAAUGGUCCAAAUCCUGUUAAUCAGGCGGUCAUCUUUAAUAAUCAGCAUAACAAGAUGAGGAUCAAUUCCACCGAAGUGACUCAGGUUUUCUGCGUGCCGGCCGAAGAACGAAAGUACGAUCAUAGUGAAAAGUUCGGCGAGAGCGAAUCUCUAAGGACUUGUACGCAAAUCAGUAAAGAAACCGGUGCUCGUAUUGAAAUCAGUACUUCGAAGGAUAAAUCGUUAACGUUCUUGAUUACUGGAAAGGUGCAAAGUGUGCAGGAAGCUCGUCGCAAAGUUUUGAUCAAUUUUCAAACUCAGGCAAAUAUCUCGAUCAGCAUCCCUAAAGAUCAUCAUCGUUGGAUUCUGGGUCAAAAAGGACAAAGAUUAAAGGAUUUGGAAAAAAAUACCGGAACCAAAAUAAGCAUACCGGCUAUCAACGAUCAGUCUGAUAAAAUCACCGUCGUUGGAACUCGAGAAAGUAUCGAAAAAGCGGUUCACGAAAUUCGUGUCAUUUCUGACGAACAGUCGAAGAAAGCAUUUGUCAGAGUGAGCGUACCGAAAAUCUAUCAUCCCUUCGUUACCGGCGCGAAUAACGAGAAAAUCAAUCAACUGAGUCACGAAACGAAUACCAGGAUCAAUAUACCUCCGCCUUCCGUCGAUAACACCGAAAUAACCAUAACUGGAGAAAAAGAAGGAGUAUUGAAUGCUAAAAAUCGAAUCAUGCAGAUAUAUCAAGAUAUGGAAAAAAAUUGUAAAAAUAUCAGCGUCGAAGUACCGAAAUGGCAACACAAAUACGUAAUCGGACACAAAGGCUCAACAAUGGCUGAAAUCUUGCAAGAAACCGGCGUCAGUGUAGAAGUACCUCCGGCUGACGUCGUCGGUGACACCAUCACUUUACGUGGACCGUGCCAAGUUCUCGGAGAUGCUUUGAAAUAUUUAUUCGCCAAGGCAACGAGUAUGCAAUGUGUGGAAAUCGAUGCUCCGUCUAAUAUCCAUAAAUUGAUAAUUGGUAAAAAGGCUGCGUUCAUUAAAGAUUUGCAGGAAACUUAUAAACAAUGUCACGUUGAAUUCAUCAACGGUAGUGAUAAAAUCAGAGUCGAAUGUUUACCAGACGUCAUAAACGAAGUGAAGCAAAAGUUGGAAGAAAGAGUUCAUUAUUAUUUACACGAGUACGCUACCGUUGAAAUCGAUGUCAAUCCGAAGCAUUUCAAACACAUUAUUGGCAAAAGUGGAGGAAAUGUGAACAGAUUAAAAAGUGGUAACGAUGUUUCGAUUACGAUCACCGACGACACUAAAAACUGUAUAAAAAUCGAAGGUGCUAAAGAUGACGUUGCUGUAGUCAAACGUGAACUAGAAGAACAAAUUAGAAAAUUGGAGAACGAACGAGAAAUUGAAAUUCACAUUGAUCAGAAACACCAUAGGACAUAUAGUGGAAAUAGACGCAGGGAAUUACAAGAUUUGUACAAAGUUAAUAUAAUUUUCCCGAAUGUUGGUGACACGAGCGAUGUAGUGAAAAUCAAAGGACAGAAAGAAGACGUCGAUAAAUGCAAAGAAUAUAUUCUGAAAUCGGUUAAAGAAUUGGAUGAAAAUAGCUACACUUUGAAAGUACCGAUUUACAAGCAGUUCCAUAGGUUUGUGAUCGGACGUGCUGGAGCCAAUAUUAAAAAGAUACGCGACGAUACGACUACUAAAAUCGAUCUGCCAUCGGAAGGAGAUAAAAAUGAUUUGAUUACUAUUACGGGUAAAAAGGAAAACGUCGAAGAAGCUCGAGAUCGAAUUCUUAAAAUACAAAAAGAAAUGGAAUUGGUUCAUGGAAUAACGGAAGAAGCGUCUAAACCGAAACCAGAAGCUGUUGCUACUAACGAGAAACCCCAACCGACUAUAACGAUUGAAAUCAAAGCUAAACCGGAACACCAUAAAUUUUUAAUCGGCAAAAGUGGACUGAAAAUUAAAAAGGUGCGUGACUUAACCGGUGCCCGUAUUACUUUCCCGAAUGAAGGCGACGAAGAUAAAGAACGUAUUAUAAUCCAAGGUAGAAAAGACGCCGUCGAACGAGCAAAGGAAGAAUUAGAAUCGAUGAUUGACCAGAUCAAUAAUACCGUCGAAGAAGUCGUACACGUGAAUCCGAAAUAUCACAAGCAUUUCAUCAGUAACCGCGGAGAGCUUAUUCAUAAAAUUAGCGAGGAUUGCGGAGGUGUUACCAUAUCAUUCCCCCGACUGUCUAGCGCUGGACCCAAUGAAUCCAAAGUUAUCGUCAAGGGUAAACCGAACGGUGUCAAAGAAGCUAUUAAAAGGAUUGAACAAGAAGUACAGGAAUUGGAUAAAUUAGAAGACGAAAUACAUGUAGCGCCUCGACACCAUAAGCAUUUUAUGUCGCGUAAAGGUAGAGUCUUACAAAGUAUCGUACACGAAUGCGGUGGAAGUGACCGGGUCACGAUAUCUUUUCCUCGAAUCGAUAUUAAAGACUCGAGAGUGGCUUUGAAAGGAUUAAAAGAUGCCGUACAGUUAGCUAAAAGAAGAAUUUUUGAAAUAGUGAAAGAUUUGGAAGAACAGAUUACGAUCGAAGUUUACAUACCAAAUAGAGAUCACAAGGUUUUAAUCAGAUCGAGAACGCCACCCACGAUCAGUGAUAUCGAAAGACAGAACAAUGUUAAAAUAUCGUUUGCAGACAGGAUCAGCGGAGAUAAUUAUCAGCAAAAUGGAAUUUCUGAAAUCAACGGACACGCCGAAGAUAAAGAUCAGGCCAAGCCUUGCGACAUUGUUUAUAUUACCGGUAAACCAGAAAAUUGCGAGAGUGCAAAGCAGAGUCUUCUAGAUAUUGUUCCAAUUACUUUAGAGCUUAAUAUACCUUAUGGCUAUCACGGUUCGAUUAUCGGACCAAGCGGGAAACAUAUCCGCGACAUUAUUAAUGAGCAUGACGUACAAGUGGACGUACCUCAGAUAGACAAGAAAUUAGAUUUAAUUAAAAUAAGAGGCAGGCCUGCAUCUGUAGAAAAGGCGAAGGAAGCAAUUCUCAGGAGAAAGAAGAAAAUCGACGACGAACGAGAAGAAAAAGAACUGAGAAGUUACGUAGUGCGGUUGGACGUAGAUCCGGAAUAUCAUCCGCAAAUAAUCGGACGUAAAGGCGAAGUUAUCAAAAAGAUAAGAAAUGACCACAACGUCACCAUAAGUUUACCCAAAAAGGAAGAUCCCGAUAAUAUCAUAUCAAUUACCGGUUUACAACAAGAUGUAGAAGCCGCGAAAGAGGAUAUCCUCAGUAUAGUUCAACGUUUGGAAAGUCGAUAUCGCGAAGAAAUCAACAUCGAUCGUCGCGUCCAUCCUAGAAUGAUCGGAGCUAAAGGUCGACAAAUCAGAAAGAUAAUGGAAGAGUUCGACGUUGAGAUCAGAUUCCCUCGCAAUACAGAUGCUGAUCCCAAUACCGUUGUGAUAUUCGGCGACGAAGAUAAGAUCGCUGAUUGUAAAGAUCAUCUGUUGACUUUGGAAGAAGACUUUCUUCAAAACGUUCACGAUGACGUGAAAGCGCCAAGUACCGCGGAUACGAUAUUCGACGGCGGAAAUACUCGUAAUAAUCGCGACGAAGCCGGAUUCGUCGUGAAAAAUGCCCCUUGGGAUCAAAAAGCACCAGAUACGAGCAGUAUUGCGGAGUUUCCGUCUUUCGGAGCCGUCGAUAAUAGUAAAACUUUCGCUCAGUUAGGGUCCGAAUCGAAACCUGCUUGGGGGCCACGGCGUUAGUGCCUUAGUGCCUUUUUAUUUAUUUAUUUUUUUUCUUAAAUUAGGGUCCUUUUUUCUUUUUCUUUUCUCUUUUUUUUUUUGAAAUUAAAUUAUUUAAUACAUAAUAACUUCCAUUUUAGAAAUAGUACCGUCGUUGACUGACCAAUGAUGAUUUUUCAAAAAGAUCUUGUACAUUUUAUAUAUCGCGUGCGUAGUGAGAACGUUUUUGCAGGGAUUUAAAUGUCUUGUUUUCGAUGUACCUAACUAUUACGGAAAUAAUAAUUUUAAAAAUGAAAAAAAAAAGAAUUUACGUCUACGUAAUUUUUUUCUCUUAAAAUUAAAUUUUUUUAGUAUAUUAAUAAUUCAGUUAUUUAAAUUUAUUGUUUCUUGUAAUAUUUAUUUAUAUAUGAUUUUUCCUUUGUCGAUGAAUAUUUUCUGUGAAAAGUACUAUGAAUCUUGAAGAAUGAAGAUAUGUUCGCUUUUUUUUCAUUUCUUUUCCCUGUGAAAUAAAUUAGUCGUUCGUUGCCUUUGGCGUAGCAUAUUUUUACCAUGUAUUUAUUACCUUAAUAAUUUUUUUUUUCUCCUUUAUUUAUUUUUUAAAAUGAGUUUAUUAUUGUUAUGCAAUGUUUCGUAUAAUCGUUCGAGCACACCAUUUUUGAUAUUUCAUUUUAACAGAAUAUUGUUUAGUAUUUAUUCUCCCUGUAUUUUUGUUUUCUUCUUUUUUUGCGAAUCAAACCGAGUUACGCUCGCAAAAUGUUUGUUUUGACGGUUUAUUUCUCUUUUUUCCUUUUUUUUUUUUUUUUUGUUACUUACCUGUUGUUUACAUUUGUACCGUGUACAUGUACGUGCUUUUAAAAGAAUUUUUAUCGAUGAAAUGUAAUUUAUGAUGAUGAAAAAAGAAAAUAAACAAGAUAUGUUUAUUACAUUGAGUAAUACGAUAAAUCGAUGUGAAUAUGGAUUAAGAUGCGAGACGUGAUCAUGAGUGAUGCAGGUUUGCAGUGCUGAAUUUCUUCUUUGUUGCCUAGCGGUAAAUAAAUCUUCUCGAUGUAGAGAUUAAUUUUACGAUUUUUUUUUCAUUUAAUUAAUCGCGUGAGAUUUCUACUUCGUGACUUGUAUAUUACUUUUAUAUUUUUAUUGUAGUUUUGUUUUCCGUGAUAAUUCGUAUGUAGGCCUGUGAAUUAUGUGAAAAAUUGAAACAAUUAACAAAAUCGUUUAAAAUAAAUUUGAUUUUUUUGAGAUUGA
This is a messenger RNA of Planococcus citri (citrus mealybug), 5303 nucleotides long. RefSeq names its product vigilin-like. The transcript has 23 exons. Lineage: Eukaryota; Metazoa; Arthropoda; Insecta; Hemiptera; Pseudococcidae. The coding region runs from base 237 to 4082 and encodes 1281 amino acids. The record is from RefSeq and is a predicted model, not a curated record. Gene Ontology annotation, molecular function: mRNA binding. Gene Ontology annotation, cellular component: cytoplasm; nucleus.